AUGUCAUCAUCAAAUCAACAACAAAAUGCUAAUCGCAAUCAACAACAACAAAAUCAACAAAAUCAAAAUCAACAAAAUCAAAAUCAAAACCAACAAAACCAAAAUGCCCAACAACAAUUAGGAGGUGCUGGUUCAAAUCAAGCUAAUCAAAAUUCUAAUCGUGGUCAACAACAACAAAAUCAACAAGAUCAACAAAAUCAACAAAACCAGCAACAACGAAAUCAACAACAAAACCAACAACAAGGUGGUGCUGGUAACAACCAACAACGUCAAUAA
Molecule: messenger RNA, 276 nt
Organism: Rotaria sordida
Lineage: Eukaryota; Metazoa; Rotifera; Eurotatoria; Philodinida; Philodinidae
Source: the annotation of a GenBank genome assembly